This is a messenger RNA of Dictyostelium discoideum AX4, 825 nucleotides long. RefSeq names its product aquaporin-like protein (gene wacA). Bases 1 to 825 code for a protein of 274 amino acids. Gene Ontology annotation, cellular component: membrane; plasma membrane. Gene Ontology annotation, biological process: transmembrane transport. Gene Ontology annotation, molecular function: channel activity. The record is from RefSeq and is a predicted model, not a curated record. Lineage: Eukaryota; Evosea; Eumycetozoa; Dictyosteliales; Dictyosteliaceae. The transcript has a single exon.
AUGCCUUUCUUACAUUUAUUUACACCAUAUACAAAUGCGGAUAAUACAAAAUUAAUUCUCCGUGUUAAUGAAUCAAGACUUAGAUUAUUUACAAGACAAUUGUUGGCCGAAUUUUUUGGAACUUUAUUUGUGGUAUACAUUGUGUCUGGUUCAACAUUGGCAGCCAACUUUGCAGUAUCAGAUCCAAUAGUUAGAGUAUGUCUAAUUUGUCUUGUACAAGGUUUUGCAUUUGCAGCAAUUAUUUGGUCAAUUUCGGGUAUUUCAGGUUGUCAAUUGAAUCCAGCGGUAACAGUUGGUUGUGUUACAACUGGUAGAAUGGGAAUUCUCAAUGGUAUAGCAUUUAUUAUAUUCCAAUGUGUUGGUGCAUUGGUUGGUGCAGGUAUGAUGAAAGCAUCGCUUCCAACUUUUUAUGAACGAGAUUUAUCAGCAACCACUUUGGCUACUGGUGUCAAUGUUGCAAGAGGUUUCUUUUUGGAAAUGGUUACAACUUCAUUCUUGGUGUUUGUCGUAUUGGGUGUUGCAGUUUACAAUGAAUGGGAUCCAAAGAUUUCUCGUGUCGCUCCUUUAGCAAUUGGUUGUGCCGUUAUUGCUGGUGUUGGUUUCUUAAAUCUUUUCACUGGUGGUAGUUUAAAUCCAGCUCGUUCCUUUGGUCCUGCUGUAUUCUCUGAUACAUGGCAUCGUCAUUACAUCUAUUGGUUUGGCCCUAUUUGUGGGGGUAUCAUAGCUGGUUUAUUCUGGAGAAUUUUCCUUUCUGAAAAAGUUUUACUAAUUGAUAGACCAUACACUGAUUUCCAUAGAUCAACUUAUGGUACUGCAACAAAAUAA